Haplochromis burtoni (Burton's mouthbrooder) is the source of this 2074-nucleotide messenger RNA. Its product is annotated as kelch repeat and BTB domain-containing protein 13-like. The coding region runs from base 344 to 1840 and encodes 498 amino acids. Gene Ontology annotation, molecular function: protein binding. The record is from RefSeq and is a predicted model, not a curated record. NCBI's taxonomy places the organism in Eukaryota, Metazoa, Chordata, Actinopteri, Cichliformes, Cichlidae. The transcript has a single exon.
UUUAGUUUGCUUGCUUAUGUCGAUCAAGGACAAAGCUUCAGCUGUUCCAGAACUGUCAGCCACAAAUGAAGGGUGAAUCAUCAGCACACUGACAGCUACUAUCCAGCUCCUCUUUCUGCUCUGGCUGCAUGUCCUCAUAAUGUACUUGAACUGUGACACACCUCUAGCUGCUAUGUAUAGAGUCUGUUGUCAGAGCUCUGCAAACAAAUAGUUUAUACAGUGUCAGAUACCCUUGGUCUGGAUCAGAGGGAUUCGCUCAAGCUUGUGGUACGACGCAGUCUACGUGCUGUAGUUUGGCGUGAUUCAAACUUUUCUCGUCGUUUCCAGUUCCACUGGAGAUGAAAUGAAGAUUUAUGGAACAGAUGUCAUGGAGUCCAGCAGCUGCCCACACUUGAGCCAACAGUCAGGACAAUAUAAGGGAGCAGACAGCCUGCGAGUCAGCAUUAAAGACUGUGUUUUCACUGUGGAUAAACCCACUGUAGUCAAAAACUGUGAGUACUUCAGAGCAUUGUUCCAGUCAGGAAUGAGAGAGUCUAAACAGGAGGAGGUCCAGCUGAAAUGUGUGGGGAAUCUGGGAUUUCAAGUUCUGCUGCAGGUGCUGGAUGGGAAGCGACCCAUCCUCAACAGUGACGAGAUCGUCGAAGCAAUAGAGUGUACGGCUUUUCUCCAGGUGCCAGCUCUCACCAAGCAUUUGAUCAAUAUUAUAAAUUCCCAAAACUGCUUGCUCAUGUUUCAUACAGCUGCAACCUACGGAGAGUGGGAGUUGUUCCACAGAGCAGCUUUAUUCAUCAGAGACAUGUACGCUGACCUAGGGGAGGAGGUUCGUAGCUUACCCAGUAAGCUGCUGGAGUACAUUGAGUCUCUUCUCCCAAGUAGCUACAUGGCAGUGUGCAGUCACUCUCCAUCCACUGAGCUGCUCCAGGAUGCCCAGAGGACAGUGUGUCAUCUGGAUGAAGAGCAAAAAGAGUGGCGAAUCCUCACACAUCUUCCUAUGAGCACCAGCACUAUCAUGGCAGGCGUGGCAGUCCUCGACAACAAACUGUACAUAAUCGGAGGAUUGUAUGAUUUAAGCAAGAAGGUAGUGGAGACUGGAUUCUGCUACGAUCCCGUGGCCAAUUCAUGGUCAGUGAUUUGUGGACCUCAGCAGCUACGCUACAACUUCUCUCUGAUAGGUCAUGAGGGAUGUCUCUAUGCUAUAGGAGGGGAGUAUAACAAGAAGGCUCUGUCAUCAGUGGAGAGAUAUGGGCUGUCUGAUCAGAACUGGAGUUUUGUUUCCUCCCUCCCGUGCCCUGCAGCCUCAGUGGUGUCCACUGUAGCCAUGAAGAGGAUCUAUAUCUGUCUUUGGAAAGGGAAAGGGGCCACAGACAUCCUUGAGUACGUACCUGAACACAAUCGGUGGAAUCUGGUCACUACACUCAUCCGCCAGCACAGUUAUGGUCUUCAUAUGGUGGCCCACAGGGAUAACCUCUAUGUGAUGCGGAAUGGACCAUGUGAAGACUUCUUACAAUGUGUGAUGGACUGUUACAACCUGACUUCAGAUCAGUGGACAGUGAUGUCCGGUCAGUACGGGAACAGCAAGAGCUCUCUGUUCACGGCAGCGGUCAGAGGAGAUUCUGUGUUCACGCUCAGCAGACACGUGACCACAGAGUACACCAUAGAGGAGAACAAAUGGAGGCUCCGGCGUGAGAUGAAAGGUUUUGGCAGGAUUGGAUCCAUAUAUACAUUUUUGAUGAGGCUUCCUAAACCCACUCCCUCCCUUUUAGGAAAUUGCCCAAGCCAGAACCUGAGAGACACUGAUGUCUGUCACAGAUGUCCCCUGGGAUGCUCUCAGCACAUUUAAAAGCUGGUGAUCAUCAUUCUGAUUUCUAUUCUAAUAAUAUGUGGCAAAGGAUUACAGCCCACACUGCAGCUGUUUCAAUCGCACCUCUAAAGAAUUGGUUUAGUCUGCCCAAACUAUUGUUUCAGACUGUUUACUGUUCAGACUGUCUACGGAGGAAUCAAAGCAGGAUUGAUGGAUGAAGCUGCAAAGCUAGCACUAAUGUUGCUUUGCAGCUUUUUAUCGUGUUUGUUUGUG